This is a messenger RNA of Purpureocillium takamizusanense, 528 nucleotides long. RefSeq lists its product as uncharacterized. Bases 1 to 528 code for a protein of 175 amino acids. Gene Ontology annotation, cellular component: mitochondrial large ribosomal subunit. Lineage: Eukaryota; Fungi; Ascomycota; Sordariomycetes; Hypocreales; Ophiocordycipitaceae. The transcript has 2 exons. Gene Ontology annotation, molecular function: structural constituent of ribosome. The record is from RefSeq and is a predicted model, not a curated record.
AUGUACGAACUCGCCCCCCACGACUCCUUCCUCCCCGACCGGUCCACCCCCUUCCCGGCCGCCGAUUCCAUCAUCUACAACCCGCCCGCCUCCGAGGCAUCCCCCGCGCACACGCCCUUCAUCUUCCUGCCGCGGAGCGACCCCCGCCGUGCGGCCCUCGUGCGCCUCCGCAACAGCCCAGACGCCGCCGCCUCCGCGCUGGCACCGACGCCCGUCGAGGACGGGGACCUGCCGCCCGCCAUGCGCUACCCCAGGAGGCAACCCCGAUACAACCUCAAGAAGGAGGACAUCGCCGAGAUUAAGCGCCUCAGGGAAGAGGAUCCCAUCAAGUGGAGCGUGGGGCAGCUCUCGAAGAAGUUUGACUGCUCGCCUAUAUUCGUCAGGAUGGUGGCCCCGGCCCCUGCGGAGCAUCUCGACUACCUCAAGGCCAAGUUGGAACGGAAGAUGACUCGCUGGGGCCCCAAGAAGACCCAGGCCAGGGAAGACCGCAGGAGAAGGGCCGAGAUGGUGUAUCGAGGCGAAUUAUAA